Messenger RNA from Triticum aestivum (bread wheat), 1066 nucleotides. Its product is annotated as ribonuclease 1. Gene Ontology annotation, cellular component: extracellular region. Gene Ontology annotation, biological process: RNA catabolic process. The transcript has 3 exons. The coding region runs from base 208 to 894 and encodes 228 amino acids. Lineage: Eukaryota; Viridiplantae; Streptophyta; Magnoliopsida; Poales; Poaceae. Gene Ontology annotation, molecular function: ribonuclease T2 activity; RNA binding. The record is from RefSeq and is a predicted model, not a curated record.
UGGCGCGCGCCAAAAGGAGCAAGCAAUUAACCCCGCGCUCCCAAUGGAAUAUGCCCGUGUCGUUGGCCCGCCGUCGACGCGGGCGGCAUCCACACCUGCCUAAAGCGGCCUAUAAAUCCAUCCUUCCAUUCCCCAAGAACCAUCAAACCAUCAGACCGAGAUAGAUAGCUCUGCAGCGAGUGCCGAAGAGAUCGAUCCAAGCAAGCCAUGAUGAGAUCCUGCCUCCCCCUCGCCCUCCUGGUCGCCCUGAGCGCCGCCGGGUGCGCCGCGGCGCAGGCGGCGGACUACGACUUCUUCUACCUCGUGCUGCAGUGGCCGGGGUCGUACUGCGACACGAAGCAGAGCUGCUGCUACCCGCGGUCGGGGAAGCCGGCGGCGGACUUCGGGAUCCACGGCCUCUGGCCCAACCGCGACGACGGCUCCUACCCGCAGAACUGCAACCCCGCCAACGCCUUCGAUCCCUCCAAGGUGAGCGACCUGCUGAGCAGCCUGCGCAGGGAGUGGCCGACGCUGGCGUGCCCGACGAGCGACGGGCUCCAGUUCUGGGCGCACGAGUGGGAGAAGCACGGCACCUGCGCGCAGAACCUCUUCAACGAGCACGGCUACUUCCAGACGGCGCUCCACCUCCGCGACCAGCUCCGCGUCCUCGACGCCCUCACCUCCGCCGGCGUCUCCCCGGACGGCGGCUACUACACGCUGAGCGCCAUCAAGGGCGCCAUCCAGCAGGGGACCGGGUUCGAGCCCUUCGUGGAGUGCAACCGCGACGAGUCCGGCAACAGCCAGCUCUACCAGCUCUACUUCUGCGUCGACGCCAACGCCUCCGGCUUCGUCGAGUGCCCCGUCCAGCCCGGCGGCAGGCCCUGCGGCAACAGGGUCGAGUUCCCGACCUUCUGAUGCGCCCAUUUCCUUUUUCCCUAAUUCAUUCACUCCCUGCGUUAUUAUUUGCAUAGUUCAAGGGCUCGUGAUGUUAAUGAAGACAAUGUAUAUCUUGAAAUUGUGUAAAAAUGUGGAGGGAGCCGGUUGCUAUUUCAUAUUCAGAUAAACAAGGAGCAAUACUUUCAUUUUU